This is a messenger RNA of Bactrocera dorsalis (oriental fruit fly), 2653 nucleotides long. Its product is annotated as putative nuclease HARBI1. The record is from RefSeq and is a predicted model, not a curated record. NCBI's taxonomy places the organism in Eukaryota, Metazoa, Arthropoda, Insecta, Diptera, Tephritidae. The transcript has 2 exons. Bases 1745 to 2653 code for a protein of 302 amino acids.
CCCACUCAGAGCCGCUAUCCGACCCUCGGAGAGGUAGUCGCCUUUUAUGGUCCCAAGGUUGUCUCAGUGAUGAGGCCAAGGCGAGGCAAUACGUUCAGAGCCGGCCAGCGCAAAGAAGGAGUCCUUUCAACUUACACCUACCACGCCAACUUAAUGACGACGGGGGGGGGAACGUACUCUGAGGCCUGCCAAGGUUUUAACGGGACGGAGGCAGUUUCUACAUUAGCCCGACAGCCAUUUCUGAUGGGUGUCACCCCAUCAUACUAAGGUGCCAGAAUGCCGCACAGUGGUGCCGCUUCAUACAAGCCGCGGCAAAAAAUAGAGGGAAUCGAGGUAGGGCUUUGAAAUUUGGCACACAUCUCUCAUAUUGCCAAAUUAGAUAAAAAAAAAUUUUGUUAAAAUCCGCCCACAACCACGCCCACCUCCCAUAUAACACAAAAAUCAAAAAUCAUCCUACAGUAACAAAAUUUUCUACAGUGUAAUAUUUUGUAAAUAUAAGCUUGUCCAGAAAAAAUAAAGCAAAUCCGCCCACAAUUACGCCCAUCUCCCAUAUAAAUAAUAUAAUCACAAAAGUUGCAUUUUCGCUGUUAUCAGGUACAGUUGCAGUAGAUUAAAAUGCUAAUUACUCAUGAGUUGGCAGCUCAUUGCAGCUGAUUUUUUUUUCUAUCGAUUAAGGAGAUUUUAAAGUUUAUUUUGUGUAAGUGGCUAACCUUCGCGCUCCUGCGCACAAUAGUUAUAUUCUGUUGAAGUUGUGAAAUAUAUGAUUUUUUUGUACCAUGAAAAAACAUCAUUUUAAGAAAAAUUUUGAAAAAGAAAGUAUGCAUUUGAUGAUGUAAAUCACAUCUAUAAUAUUGGUUUUAAUAAAUAAAAACUUUACAAUUGAUAUUUUAUGGUUAACUUUUGAGUUUUAACCUUUGCAAUAUUAAUCACAUUUUUCUGAGUAACUUUGCGUUGAUACUUUGUUGGACUUUGAAGCUCUCCCAACAAAAAACCAUUGAAUAUAUCAAGCCCAAGUUUUCGGAUAAUGAUAUUUGAUUAGUUCUUAGCUUAAAUUGAAAAGAUGGUACAAAUUUGGAGUGAUGAAAAAAAUCCUUUUUUUCCGCUCUGGCACCACUGUGUGCCGCCACCACUAGCCCAGGGUUCUAACAGAUCCAGAUAAGUUUCCUAUUCUAAAAACCAGUUCGAUGCCAGAAAAAGUCGCCAAGGGAGAUGUAAGGCCGUGAAGGCCGCGGCCCAUUUGGCGUUACCCAGGAUGCAUCAGCGUGGAGGCGACCUGCAUUACAUCCCGAUUUGACAGUUAGAGCCGUUUUCACAGUGAUUAGUUAACGAAUGGUUGAAGAUAACUAAUUGGUUUUCAUUUCAAAGUGAAUUGUCAACCAUUAGUUAACUCAUCUCCCGGGCAUUGGUUGACGAUUAGUUAACAAACAGCUGUUCGAAUGUCAAACUAUUUAUUUUUAUUAAAAGAAAAAUAAAAUAAAUCUAAAAAACAAUUUGGUGGGAAGUAGUGAUCACAACAAUGGAGUUCAGUGACAGUGACGACGAUUACGAAGAGCUGCUAAAAGUGGUAAUUUUCCGUCGGAAAAAAGAAAUACGGGAGCGAUUUAAUUUCUUUUAACUUUAUGAUGAAAAGGACUUUAGAGAGCGUUUCCGCCUAUGCAAAGAUGCUGCAUGGGAAGUAUUGCAGCUCAUACGUCCAGAUAUACAGCAUGCUACCACAUGGAAUAAUGCGUUGUCGCCGGAUCAUAUGUUGGCCAUUACAUUGAGGUUUUAUGCCACUGGCAGUAUUCAGCAAUUGAUUGGAGAUGUGUCAGGAGUGUCUACUAGCACAGUAUCAAGAGUUGUUACUCUUGUUUCAGAUAAAAUAGCAAGGCUGCGAGAACGUUUUAUACGAUUUCCUACCACAACGGAAGAUAUACAUCAAAAACAGAAAGAGUUUUUUCGAAUUGCUAAAUUUCCCAGAGUUAUUGGUGCCUUAGAUUGCACGCACGUAAAAAUUCAGUCACCUGGUGAGCUGAAACACCUCAAAACCGUAAUGAAUAUCUAUUUUUACAUGUUUCCUUCCUUUUCAGGCGGAGACCAUGCGGAACUAUUUCGUAAUAGAAAAAGCAUAUUUUCUUUUAAUGUACAAACGAUUUGCGAUGCUCGUUUGAUGAUUUUAGACAUAGUUGCUAGGUGGCCAGGAUCAACACAUGAUGCUACCAUAUUACGAAACUCUUGUAUUUUUGCUCGUCUUGAGAACGGAGAGUUCGGAGAUGGACUUGUGCUUGCUGAUAAAGGGUAUGAAAACAAUAAUCGGAUUUUAACACCGCUUCAUUCCGUUAACAGUGCAGCUGAAAGACUAUAUAACGAAUCACAUAUUCGGUCAAGAAAUCCAAUUGAACGCUCUUAUGGUGUUUGGAAGCGAAGGUUUCCAGUAUUGUCUUUGGGUAUACGAAUGAAUUGCACCAAAGUCCAAUCAAUAAUUGUCGCCACAGCAGUGUUGCAAAAUAUAUGCUGCUUACAUCGCGAUACUGAAGCUCCUCCUUUAGAUCCUGAGAUUGAUACGCAAAUUUUGUCAGUUUUAAGCAUACCGAAUAAUCGCAGCUCUGAUCGGCGUACUGAAAAAAAUGUGACGAGGAAUAAUUUAAUAAAUGGGUACUUUGCAACCUUAUAA